Molecule: messenger RNA, 1117 nt
Organism: Drosophila subpulchrella
Lineage: Eukaryota; Metazoa; Arthropoda; Insecta; Diptera; Drosophilidae
Gene: Sirt6
Product: NAD-dependent protein deacetylase Sirt6
Exons: 1
Coding region: 20-997 (325 amino acids)
Molecular function (GO): NAD+ binding
Source: RefSeq, a predicted model, not a curated record
AUCAAUAUUCGGUCAAACCAUGAGCUGCAAUUAUGCUGAUGGACUAUCAGCCUACGACAACAAGGGAAUCCUGGGAGCGCCCGAGAGCUUCGACAGCGAGGAAGUGGUGGCCGAAAAGUGCCAGGAACUUGCUGAUUUGAUCAAGAAAUCCGGACACGUUGUCUUGCACACGGGAGCUGGCAUUAGUACGUCUGCAGGUAUACCGGAUUUCCGAGGACCCAAGGGCGUUUGGACCCUGGAGGAGAAGGGCGAGAAGCCGGACUUUAACGUCUCCUUCGACGAAGCCAGGCCGACCAAAACCCACAUGGCCAUUAUAGCGCUUAUCGAAAGUGGCUAUGUGCAGUAUGUGAUCUCCCAGAACAUUGAUGGUCUGCACCUAAAAUCCGGUCUGAAUAGAAAGUAUCUUUCCGAAUUGCACGGCAAUAUUUACAUUGAACAAUGUAAGAAAUGCAGACGCCAAUUUGUGAGUUCAUCUGCUGUGGAAACAGUGGGUCAAAAAUCCCUGGACCGCCCCUGUAAAUCUUCUAUGGAUAGUAAGGGUCGCAGCUGCCGAUCGGGAAUCCUAUACGAUAACGUUCUGGAUUGGGAACAUGAUCUUCCCGAAAACGACCUUGAGAUGGGACUGAUGCACUCCACCAUCGCUGACUUGAAUAUUGCUCUUGGAACCACUUUACAAAUCGUGCCCAGCGGAGAUCUUCCUUUGAAAAAUCUCAAACGAGGUGGUAAAUUCGUAAUUUGUAAUCUACAGCCUACAAAACAUGACAAAAAGGCGAAUUUAAUAAUAUCCAGCUAUGUGGAUGUGGUUUUGUCUAAGGUUUGCAAAUUAUUGGGAGUCGAAAUACCCGAAUAUUCCGAAUCAUCCGAUCCUACAAAGCAGUCUGAGACAAUUGAGUGGACCAUACCUGCAAAUAAUGUAAAUACUUUGAACAAACAGUAUAGGAACUAUGUAAAGGAUACUAAAAUUGAAUCUAAAGCCAAGAAAAAGAAAUAUACGUAAUGCAGUUUAUAAAAAAAAUGCAUUUAUUUAGUUAGUAUUAUCGUCAUUUUUAUAUGUAAGUUGUCUAAACCAUUAAAAUUAUUUUAAUGUUAGAAAAAAGCCAAGUUAAGUAAAACUAUU